Messenger RNA from Chelonoidis abingdonii (Abingdon island giant tortoise), 7708 nucleotides. RefSeq names its product myosin heavy chain 10 (gene MYH10). Gene Ontology annotation, cellular component: myosin II complex; cytoplasm; myosin filament. Lineage: Eukaryota; Metazoa; Chordata; Testudines; Testudinidae. Gene Ontology annotation, molecular function: actin filament binding; microfilament motor activity; ATP binding. The record is from RefSeq and is a predicted model, not a curated record.
GGCGCUAAAGGAGCCCCGAGGAGGGGGUGCAGUGGUGGAGUGUGCUGAGGAGCCGGGCGGGAGGUUCCAGCUCCAGGGAUACGGAGCGUUUGCAGGUGAAUGCUAGUGGACACCUCUAAUUACAAUGGCGCAGAGGUCUGGACAGGAAGAUCCAGAGAGGUAUCUCUUUGUGGAUAGGGCUGUAAUCUACAACCCUGCUACCCAGGCUGACUGGACUGCUAAAAAACUGGUAUGGAUUCCUUCUGAGCGCCAUGGCUUUGAGGCAGCCAGCAUCAAGGAGGAAAGAGGAGAUGAAGUGUUGGUUGAACUGGCAGAGAAUGGAAAGAAAGCAAUGGUCAACAAAGAUGAUAUUCAGAAGAUGAAUCCCCCCAAGUUCUCUAAAGUGGAAGAUAUGGCGGAAUUAACCUGCUUAAAUGAAGCCUCUGUAUUGCAUAAUUUGAAAGACCGAUACUACUCUGGACUCAUCUAUACUUAUUCUGGACUGUUCUGCGUAGUUAUAAAUCCCUACAAGAACCUCCCAAUUUAUUCGGAAAAUAUCAUUGAGAUGUACAGAGGGAAGAAACGUCAUGAAAUGCCACCGCACAUUUAUGCAAUAUCUGAAUCUGCAUAUAGAUGCAUGUUGCAAGACCGUGAGGACCAGUCAAUUCUUUGCACAGGUGAAUCUGGUGCUGGGAAGACUGAAAACACCAAGAAAGUUAUUCAGUACCUUGCUCAUGUUGCUUCAUCCCAUAAAGGAAGAAAGGACCAUAAUAUCCCACCCGAAUCACCUAAACCCGUGAAACAUCAGAGUGGAUCCCUGUUGUAUGGGGAGCUGGAACGUCAGCUUCUGCAGGCGAACCCCAUUCUGGAAUCCUUUGGAAAUGCGAAGACUGUGAAAAAUGACAACUCUUCCCGUUUUGGCAAGUUCAUUAGAAUUAACUUUGAUGUUACGGGCUAUAUUGUUGGGGCCAACAUUGAAACCUAUUUGUUGGAAAAGUCUCGCGCUGUUCGUCAGGCCAAAGAUGAACGAACAUUUCAUAUAUUCUAUCAGCUGCUCUCUGGUGCAGGAGAACACCUGAAGUCUGACUUGCUGCUUGAAGGAUUUAAUAAUUACAGAUUUUUGUCUAAUGGCUAUAUCCCCAUUCCUGGGCAGCAAGACAAGGAUAACUUUCAGGAGACUAUGGAAGCCAUGCACAUCAUGGGCUUUUCUCAUGAGGAAAUCUUGUCAAUGCUGAAGGUGGUGUCAUCAGUACUACAAUUUGGUAACAUUUCUUUCAAGAAGGAAAGAAACACUGAUCAGGCCUCCAUGCCAGAAAAUACAGUUGCCCAGAAACUCUGCCACCUACUGGGAAUGAAUGUAAUGGAAUUUACUCGAGCUAUACUUACGCCACGCAUUAAAGUUGGUAGAGACUACGUUCAGAAAGCCCAAACCAAAGAACAAGCAGACUUUGCAGUGGAAGCCUUGGCAAAAGCUACUUAUGAACGCCUCUUUCGCUGGCUUGUUCAUCGCAUUAAUAAAGCUCUGGAUAGGACCAAACGACAGGGAGCUUCUUUCAUUGGCAUUCUGGAUAUCGCUGGAUUUGAAAUCUUUGAGCUGAAUUCUUUUGAGCAACUUUGUAUCAACUACACUAAUGAGAAGUUGCAGCAAUUGUUCAACCACACCAUGUUUAUCCUGGAACAAGAGGAGUACCAGCGGGAGGGCAUAGAAUGGAACUUCAUUGAUUUUGGACUGGAUCUGCAACCCUGCAUUGAUUUAAUAGAAAGGCCUGCAAACCCACCUGGUGUACUGGCUUUGCUGGAUGAAGAAUGUUGGUUCCCUAAAGCCACUGACAAGACAUUUGUGGAAAAAUUGGUCCAAGAACAAGGAACCCACUCCAAAUUCCAAAAACCACGGCAGCUAAAGGACAAGGCUGACUUCUGCAUUAUUCAUUAUGCAGGGAAGGUAGACUACAAGGCAGAUGAGUGGCUGAUGAAGAACAUGGACCCUCUGAAUGACAACGUGGCUACCCUUUUGCAUCAGUCUUCUGACAAAUUUGUUGCAGAGCUUUGGAAGGAUGAGAUUCAGAAUAUUCAGAGAGCAUCUUUCUAUGACAAUAUUACUGAUCUUCAUGAUGCACCAGUGGACCGUAUUGUGGGCCUGGAUCAAGUCACUGGUAUGACAGAGACUGCUUUUGGCUCUGCAUACAAGACCAAGAAGGGCAUGUUUCGUACUGUUGGGCAACUGUACAAGGAAUCUCUCACCAAACUGAUGGCAACUCUCCGAAACACUAAUCCCAACUUUGUUCGCUGCAUCAUUCCAAACCACGAGAAGAGGGCUGGAAAGCUGGAUCCACACCUGGUUUUAGAUCAGCUUCGCUGUAAUGGUGUCCUGGAAGGAAUAAGGAUUUGUCGACAAGGCUUUCCAAACAGGAUAGUGUUCCAGGAAUUCAGACAGAGGUAUGAGAUCCUUACUCCUAAUGCAAUCCCGAAGGGGUUUAUGGAUGGCAAGCAGGCUUGUGAACGAAUGAUCAGAGCAUUGGAGCUGGAUCCCAACUUGUACAGAAUUGGGCAGAGCAAGAUUUUUUUCCGAGCUGGUGUCUUGGCACAUUUAGAAGAAGAACGGGAUCUGAAGAUCACAGACAUCAUUAUCUUCUUCCAAGCCGUCUGCAGAGGAUACCUGGCUAGAAAGGCCUUUGCAAAAAAACAGCAGCAGUUAAGUGCAUUAAAAGUCCUGCAGAGGAAUUGUGCAGCAUAUCUAAAACUAAGGCAUUGGCAGUGGUGGAGAGUCUUCACAAAGGUGAAACCUCUUCUGCAGGUUACUCGACAGGAAGAAGAACUUCAGGCCAAGGAUGAGGAGCUGCUGAAGGUGAAGGAAAAACAGACAAAAGUGGAGGCAGAACUUGAGGAGAUGGAGAGAAAACAUCAACAGAUUGUAGAAGAAAAGAACAUUCUUGCAGAGCAGCUGCAGGCAGAGACAGAGCUGUUUGCUGAAGCUGAGGAGAUGAGAGCCCGUCUGGCUGCCAAAAAACAAGAGUUAGAAGAAAUUCUGCAUGAUCUGGAAUCCAGGGUUGAGGAGGAAGAGGAAAGGAACCAAGUCUUUCAAAAUGAAAAGAAAAAGAUGCAGGCACAUAUUCAGGACCUAGAAGAGCAACUUGAUGAGGAAGAAGGAGCUCGACAGAAGUUGCAGCUUGAAAAGGUAACUGCUGAAGCUAAAAUCAAGAAGAUGGAAGAAGAGAUCCUACUUCUGGAGGACCAAAAUUCCAAAUUUUUGAAGGAAAAGAAACUAACGGAGGAUAGAAUUGCUGAAUGCACCUCUCAGCUGGCUGAAGAAGAAGAGAAGGCCAAAAACUUGGCCAAACUCAAGAACAAACAGGAAAUGAUGAUCACUGAUUUGGAAGAGCGUUUGAAAAAGGAAGAGAAGACCCGUCAAGAACUGGAAAAAGCUAAAAGAAAACUUGAUGGAGAAACAACAGACCUUCAGGACCAAAUAGCUGAGCUGCAAGCCCAGAUUGAAGAGCUAAAGAUCCAACUAGCCAAGAAAGAAGAGGAGCUGCAGGCUGCUCUUGCCAGAGGUGAUGAAGAAGCAGUUCAGAAGAACAAUGCACUGAAACUAAUACGAGAGUUGCAAGCUCAGAUUGCAGAACUCCAGGAGGACCUUGAAUCUGAGAAGGCAUCACGCAACAAGGCUGAAAAGCAGAAGAGAGACCUAAGCGAGGAGCUGGAGGCACUGAAGACUGAGCUGGAAGACACCUUGGAUACCACUGCAGCACAGCAAGAAUUGAGGACAAAACGUGAGCAGGAAGUGGCUGAAUUGAAGAAAGCUAUUGAAGAAGAAACCAAGAACCAUGAAGCUCAAAUACAGGAAAUCAGACAAAGACAUGCUACUGCACUGGAGGAGCUCUCUGAACAACUUGAACAGGCCAAAAGGUUCAAAGCAAAUCUUGAAAAGAACAAGCAAGGCCUGGAGACUGACAACAAGGAACUAGCCUGUGAGGUGAAGGUAUUGCAGCAGGUCAAAGCAGAGUCUGAGCACAAGAGGAAGAAGCUAGAUGCUCAGGUACAGGAACUACAUGCCAAAGUGUCAGAAGGAGAGAGGAUUAGGGCAGAGCUGGCAGAAAAGGCUAACAAACUGCAGAAUGAGCUGGACAAUGUCUCAAGCCUCCUGGAGGAAGCAGAGAAGAAGGGCAUAAAGUUUGCCAAAGAUGCGGCAGGUCUGGAGUCUCAGCUUCAAGAUACACAGGAGCUUCUUCAGGAGGAAACCCGCCAGAAAUUGAACUUGAGCAGUAGGAUUAGGCAGCUGGAGGAAGAGAAGAACAACCUACAAGAGCAGCAGGAAGAGGAGGAGGAGGCCAGGAAGAAUUUGGAGAAACAGAUGCUCGCUUUGCAAUUGCAGCUGGCUGAUGCCAAGAAGAAGGUAGAUGACGAUAUGGGAACUAUUGAAGGUUUGGAGGAAAAUAAGAAGAAAUUGCUGAAGGAUAUAGAGGCUUUGAGCCAACGUCUAGAGGAGAAGGCAAUGGCUUAUGAUAAACUGGAAAAGACCAAGAAUCGCCUGCAGCAGGAGCUGGAUGACUUGGUAGUGGACCUGGAUCAUCAGCGCCAAAUUGUCUCCAACUUGGAGAAAAAACAGAAGAAGUUUGAUCAGAUGCUGGCGGAAGAAAAGAACAUUUCUGCUCGCUACGCAGAGGAGCGGGACCGGGCAGAGGCAGAAGCUAGAGAGAAGGAGACCAAGGCACUGUCUCUGGCGCGAGCUUUAGAAGAAGCCCUGGAGGCUAAAGAAGAAUUUGAGAGGCAGAAUAAGCAGUUGCGUGCAGACAUGGAGGACUUAAUGAGCUCCAAAGAUGAUGUGGGCAAAAAUGUCCAUGAACUGGAAAAGUCCAAGCGAACCUUAGAGCAGCAGGUUGAAGAGAUGAGGACCCAGCUAGAAGAACUGGAAGAUGAGCUUCAGGCCACAGAAGAUGCCAAGCUUCGCCUGGAAGUGAACAUGCAAGCUAUGAAGGCCCAGUUUGAGAGAGACCUACAGGCCAGAGAUGAACAGAACGAAGAGAAGAAGCGGAUGCUGGUUAAACAGGUGCGGGAGCUUGAAACGGAAUUGGAGGAUGAGCGCAAACAGAAGGCUCUUGCUGUAGCUUCCAAGAAAAAAAUGGAGAUGGAUCUCAAAGACCUUGAAGCUCAGAUAGAAGCUGGAAAUAAGGCUCGAGAUGAAGCAAUCAAACAGCUGCGCAAACUGCAGGCUCAGAUGAAAGACUAUCAGCGGGAGCUGGAAGAGGCCCGUGCAUCUAGAGAUGAGAUCUUUGCUCAGUCCAAGGAGAACGAAAAGAAGUUGAAAGGCCUUGAAGCAGAAAUACUCCAGCUCCAAGAGGAUCUUGCUGCCUCUGAAAGAGCUCGUCGCCAUGCUGAACAAGAGAGGGAUGAGCUGGCUGAUGAGAUUGCGAACAGUGCUUCUGGAAAAUCAGCUUUGCUGGAUGAAAAGCGCCGUCUGGAAGCCCGUAUUGCACAGCUAGAGGAAGAACUGGAAGAGGAACAGAGCAAUAUGGAACUCCUCAAUGACCGGUUUAGGAAGACCACACUGCAGGUUGAUACACUCAACUCUGAGCUGGCAGGAGAACGGAGUGCUGCCCAGAAGAGUGAAAACGCACGCCAGCAGCUGGAGAGACAGAACAAAGAACUGAAAGCCAAGCUGCAGGAGCUGGAGGGAUCUGUGAAGUCUAAAUUCAAGGCAACCAUUUCCGCUCUGGAAGCUAAGAUUGGGCAGCUAGAGGAACAGCUUGAGCAGGAAGCAAAGGAAAGAGCAGCUGCUAACAAGCUGGUACGUCGUACAGAGAAGAAACUGAAAGAAGUCUUCAUGCAGGUGGAAGAUGAGCGUCGGCAUGCAGAUCAGUACAAAGAACAGAUGGAGAAGGCUAAUGCCAGGAUGAAGCAGCUCAAACGCCAGCUGGAGGAAGCUGAAGAGGAAGCGACACGUGUGAAUGCCUCCCGUCGUAAACUUCAGCGUGAGUUAGACGAUGCCACGGAGGCCAAUGAGGGCCUUAGCCGAGAAGUCAGCACUCUGAAAAACAGGCUGAGGAGGGGUGGCCCGAUCACCUUCCCUUCAAGUCGAUCUGGUAGACGCCAGCUGCAUAUUGAAGGUGCUUCUCUGGAACUUUCUGACGACGAUGCAGAAAGCAAAGGCAGUGACAUCAAUGAAACGCAGCCCGCCCAAACCGAGUAGAGCCGUUCACACCAUUAGCAUGCAGAGACCUUUUACACAUAGUGGAAUGCAAAGGACUUACAUGACCAGCAAACUGCCUUGUGGCCGUGAAUCUGCCUUAUGUAAUAUUGGCAUGCUACAAGGUUACUUAUCACAGGUUGACUAUGUCUUAAGGCUCUGUAGCCUCACCAUACUGUACCCUGCUUCAAUAUAGGUACAACUGCUUUUUUUAUAUAUAGUAAACUGUCUCUGUUCAGUGCAUCUCUUUUCCAGAUAUUCCUUGUAAAGCCAUUUUAUAAAGCAUCAUGUGAAGGAUACAACUUUUUUAUCAAUUCAGAAACUUCAUUCCCAAGCGGUAGUUGGUUGGGGCAGACCCAUUGUUAUUACUAUGCAUGCUUUGUUGUACAGAUAACACCCUUCCAUUUCUAUUGUGCUCACAUGGCCCUCAGCUGUAACACGUCUGUUGGCACACUGUGAAGACCAAACUGCUCCCGUAUCUCCUCUUUUUCUCCUAAUUAUUGUGAGCAACACACAAUCAGGAAGUAAACUGUGAAAAGGCCUUGGAAGUGUUCAGAGGGAAAUCUAGGGUUGAAUGAAUAGUAUCCGUUUUUAACCUGCCAUAUCAUUUUGAAGUGUUCUUGGCAUCUGCUUCAUCCAUUAGUGCUUGUGCACUACAGGUAAAUUGAAUAGUAUCACCGUUAAUUUGUACAAUACCUCGCAUCUGUACAGACCUGCUAUAUCAGUCCGAAGGCAUCUGUACGUAGUAAGGCUAGUAAAAUAUGAACACCAGUAACAUGGAACAGAGGCUCAGGAUAGGAAUUUACUUAACUGCUGGCUGAUUAGUCUUCAGAACAUGGACCUGAAUAGCUGCUGCUCCUUUUGAUGUGAAGGAGUUUCACAGCCAUGAGAUGCAGGUUUAAGAAAUACCCGAGCCAGCCUUGUGUAACACAGAGCAGGCUCACGUACCAGCUGUUGAGCCUAAAGCAGCAGGACCAUCUGUUCUGUACUGUACUACGUUUUUGGCUUGUUUGGAGUCUCUGUAGUUUAGAGGUUAAAAAAUGGAUAUUGCCUGCCUGAGAGUUGACAUGCCAGUGGAUGUGAAUUCUUUCUUUGGUUUUUAUUUUGAACAGUGUUACACCAAGUAGCUACAUUCUUUUUGUUUAAAUAGCUGAAAAACUGACAUUACAGAAAGUGCCUUAGACACUACAGUACUAAGACAAUGUUACAUAUAUAAUUUGCCUAUAUAACAAUGAUUUACUGUAUUAAUUUUUGACUGUGCUUCAUAUCAUGUACCUCUCUAGUCAAAGUGGUGGUAUUGAUAUUCAGUGAUAAUGAAUCAGUGUUAAGUAUGAAAUCUCAUCCCUCUGCAAUGUGCUUGAAAACAUGAUUUUCCUUUGGGUUAAAAGCUUUAACAUCUGUUACGAAGGUUUUGUUGUGCGUUUGGAUAUUUUUUAAUUGAACUGGCUGUUGACCACCAGGCAUCUGACUGCAAAUAUCUUGUUUUCUUGUAUACCCAUAUUUCUAGACGAUGAUUUUUGUAAGACAAUAAAUUUAUUCAUUAUA